Molecule: messenger RNA, 3469 nt
Organism: Microplitis demolitor
Lineage: Eukaryota; Metazoa; Arthropoda; Insecta; Hymenoptera; Braconidae
Gene: SREBP
Product: sterol regulatory element-binding protein 1
Exons: 7
Coding region: 143-3232 (1029 amino acids)
Biological process (GO): regulation of transcription by RNA polymerase II
Cellular component (GO): nucleus
Molecular function (GO): protein dimerization activity; DNA-binding transcription factor activity, RNA polymerase II-specific; RNA polymerase II cis-regulatory region sequence-specific DNA binding
Source: RefSeq, a predicted model, not a curated record
AUUACCCACUGCGUUUGAUAAUUCGCACGUAUGUAUGUUUACGCGAAAUUAUUUAAUUUAACUAAAUAUAUAAGUGUGAUUAAAUAAUAUUUGUUGUGAAAACAAAAACUUGGAAAACUAAUCACUCGGACAAUAAUUAAGAAUGGUGGAUUCAGGGGGAGGUUGGUCUUCUAUUCAAGAUACAGAAUUUCCAAAUUUCCCAGCCGGCGACAGUUUUAAUUUAAAUGAUGUCACUGGUUUCGAUGAUCUUUUGAAAAAUUGUGAAAGCGAACUGAUGAAAAAUGAACAUCUCUUUGGUGACGAAACGUUUCUAUCAGACCUCAGCGAGCCGAUCGCUAUGGAAAAUGACCAGUUUAAUUUUCUUGACAUGAAUAUCGACAAUGAAUUGAAAGAUCCGAAUUUACUGAGUAAAUUAGUUGAGCCAAAUCUUGUUGUUAUGGCUCCUAAUUCUACACAACUUCCUCAACAACAACAACAACAACAACAACCACCAUCUCCGCCACAACCACUUGCGCAACCUCAACCUCAGCAGCAACAACAACAAAAACAACAGAAAAGACAAGCAAGUGUUCCUGAUGGACAAGUACCAAAUCAACCGAAGAAAUUAGCAACCCAUCCAGCAUCAGCACCAACUGUUUUUGCGUCUCAGUAUACACUUCCUCAGAACGUUAAUUUCACACUAAAAUCACCAGUCGUUACUCUGGCUCCUGUAAAUACAAAUCAGCGACAAUUAUUAUUACCAGCGAAGUUGAUAAAAUCAGAAGCUGUUGUAUAUCCAAGAGGUUCACAAGCUGUCACCUCAACUCCCGUACCUCAUCAAAUUCAUACUUUUGUUAAUACAGCCAAUGGAACCGUUCUAGCAACUGGUAUACCAGUAGUUUUAGACACUGAUAAAGUUCAGAUAAAUCGUAUGAACGCUGCACCAGCGGUUGGUGUUCCUAAAGUAAGAGAGGUCAAGAGAAGUGCGCAUAAUGCUAUUGAACGUCGAUAUAGAACGUCAAUAAAUGACAAGAUAAUUGAAUUAAAAAAUAUAACUGUCGGCGUUGACGCAAAACUCAACAAGUCAGCAAUAUUACGUAAAACAAUUGAUUACAUCAGGUUUUUACAAAACACAAAUGCUAAACUCAAGGCUGAAAAUAUGGCAAUGAAAAUGGCUGCUCAGCGACAAAAUCUACGGGAUCUAUUGUCUUGCGGGGAACUCACACCACCACGUUCAGAUUCAAGCGAACCUUCGCUGUCUCCCGCGCCAGCUCCCCUUUCACCAGCCUCGCCAUUGUCUAUCAAAGAAGAACCAGACAGUUUUCAACAAAAACCAUCUCAGCAUUCCGUCAAUGGACUCGGUGAUCAUACUCGUCUUACUCUCUGCGCUUUUCUUCUCAUUUUCGUUGCCUUCAAUCCUCUUAAAAUCGCAAUUAAUAACGUCGGGAGAUUCAAUAAUGACAAUACUGAAACAAAAUUCGAUAGCAGGACAAUUCUAACGCUCGAAGAUCAGAACGAACCUAGUUCAGUAAUAUGGAAUAGUAUUAUCUUGUGGUUUAUCAACGCGCUGUUAUUAGUUGGUGGUCUCUAUCGACUGCUUCUUCAUGGAGAUCCUGUUAUUCCAACGGAAAGUAAGACGUUUUUAGAGCUGCGCCGUUGGCGACAUCAAGCUGAAUUCAACAUGUCAAUUAAUGACAACGAAAAAGCGUACUCGGAUCUACGUCGGUGUCUCGGUUACUUCAAUCGGACUUUACCAAGUUCCAGAAUGGAAAUUGGCCUGACGACUUUAUGGCAAAUAAUCCGUCAAGUUCUUUACAGACUCUGGAUUGGCAAGUGGAUAUUGUACGCGGGUAAAUGGUUGUCACAAAGUUCUGAACGCCAGCAAACCGAAAUAUCAACAAUGGAGUUAGCGAUGGUCUAUCAGAGAAUUCUUUGCCUCCGUUUAUCAGAAGGAUCUAAUAACGCAACACUUUUUUUGGCUCUGUCUGCUGUUAAUUAUGCCGAAGCAGCCGGUGAUUGUAUUCCCAAAGUAUCACUUGCGGAAAUUUAUACCAACGCUGCGCUCUCUUUCAAACAAUCGAUAUUUUCAUUGAUUCAUAAAUAUUAUCUCAAUAAAGCAAGAUCUGUUCUUGUAACUUGUGUUGUACCGUCUAAAUUCAAGUGGAUCACCACCAAUGAAGGCGCUAAAUUUUUUACCUCACACAAGUGGCAGUACGGAGACUGUCCAGUUAGUGAAUUUACAUCGCAGAGUAUAAAAACAGACCCUCUGUCAUUUACCGCCCGGGCUUAUCGUGAAUAUUUGAUUGGCCAGUGUCUGAAACUUUUGACCGGGACCGCUGGAGACUCUCAUGCAUCGACAAUAUUAAAUCUUGCUGAAAAUAUCGUAGCCUCUGCUGAUGUCGAAACUGGAUUUCCAAGCAGCCAGAGCGUUAACGCACAAGAGCGUGAAGAUCCCAUUGGAUUAUGGUGGGGCGCAGUAUUUUGCGCAGCAGCUAAUUGGAGAUUGGGUAACGAGGAUUCAUCAGCUUGGACAAUUCUCGAGAGUAAAUUUCCAUAUGAAAAAAAUUACAAUGAAAACGAUGCGACAUCCAACGGCAGUCCACUGCCUUACGCGGUACUCUGCGUCCUUCAAGCCGCUAAACGACCCACUAGAUCUUCUAUUCGUCUUGUUGAUCAAGCAGGAAAAUAUCUACAGCAUUCAAUGGUUUAUUAUCAUUGCAAACAACAGUCUUCUCACAAUGUGCAGUUGGUGCAAUUGUGGCUCUGCGACUGGUUACUGGAAUUAAGAACAGUUUUGUGGCAAGAACUGGGUGGAGAAACAGGUCAGACAGCUGUCAGCACGUUCCUUGCUAGUUUCCAAGGUGAUUUAGCGCGUCUGAGACAACUAAGUCAAUAUAUUCCGUCCGUGUUACCCAGGAUAUUUUUGUACGAAGCGACGGUGCGAAUAAUGGCAGGAGCGACUCCUGUAAAAACUCAAUUACUUCUUGACCGCAGUUUGCAUCACCGGAACUCGCGCUCGUCAAUUAUUUGUGGGAAAGAUCGUUCUCAGGAAAAUGGCAAUGAACGCGAGCAUGCCGCAGCACUUUGUCUUGCUUGUCGGCAUCUUCCUGUUCUCUUACUGGCGUCUCCUGGUGAACGCGCGGGAAUGCUCGCUGAAGCUGCUAAAACUCUUGAGAGAAUCGGAGAUCGUAAAAAACUACAAGAGUGCUAUGAGCUCAUGCGUCAACUUGGCCCGGCUAUUUCUGCGAACUGAAAAUUAUUUCCAUGGUUACAUUGCGCUGUAAAUAAAACACCUGUCGCUUUAAUGUUAAAUUUAUAAUUGUUUCUAGAUGACAAUACCACAUCAAUAUCAUUUUUACUUAUGUAAAUUAUGUAGAUUUUAUUUAUCAAAUGUUAAAUAUUUUUUUUCUUUGCAAUCAUAUAUGUAAAUUUUUUUUUGUAAAUUUUUAAAUGUAUAAAGUUAUUAAAAUGAAUGAUAUUAUUUUUUUAA